This is a messenger RNA of Spirodela intermedia, 2042 nucleotides long. Lineage: Eukaryota; Viridiplantae; Streptophyta; Magnoliopsida; Alismatales; Araceae. The record is from the annotation of a GenBank genome assembly.
AUGGCUUCAACGGAGAUGGAGAAGCAGCUUUUCCUCGCCGGCGUCGUCUUUAUAGCCCUGCUGAUAACAGGUAUGGCUGUUCUCUCUCACUCCCCGCCGACUGCGACCGACUGCGACCGCCUCCUCCCCCCUGUGAUCUUCGUGACGCCGUAUGCGUCAAGUAAUUCGUCUGUGAUGAAUGCCCGGAAGGCGCGGAUGUAGGCGGCGCCGCCAGCGACCGGCGGCUCCGGGGGGAGAUGGCCCACCCGCCGCAGAAGCUGUUCGUGUUCGGAGACUCCUACGCCGACACGGGCAACAUCGCCAAGUUAUUCUCGCCCUCCUGGAAGCCGCCGUACGGCAUUACCUUCCCCAAGAAGCCCUUCGGCCGCUUCUCCGACGGCCGGGUCCUCACCGACUACAUCGGUGAGCCCUUCCUUCCCUCUUCCUCACUCUCUUCUCCUCUGUCUGGAGGAAUGCCCUCUCUUUUGAAAAUACCCUCUCUCUCUCUGUCUCUCUUAAAGAGUGCAUGGCGGUAACACGCCGGGACCCAAGGAGAGGAGAGAGAAUCAUCGCCUUGCGUGGUUGGGGUGGGGGGCCCUCCAUGACCAUGAUGCUCCACCUACUGCCACAGCGCACUUAUCCAUCCUUUCCCCUCCUUUCUGCACGGCUCUUAAUGAUUUCUCUUCAUGCCGCCCCCUCCCCCCCCCCAUCUCUCCUUUCGUAAAAGCUUCACCAAACCCUACUUUCUUUCACCCUCCCCCCCCUCCAUAUCUUCAUAUGGUCGGAACCAUGUUCUUGUUAGGUGGGUGCCCUUGUUUGAGUUUUUUAAUGGCGGCUGACUCGGGUUUACUCGGUUUUACUCGUCUUGGCAGCUUCUUUUCUGGGAAUCAGGUCCCCGAUUCCUUACAAGUACAGGAAAUUCGGCAAGAAGCUCCUCCCCUACGGCAUGAACUUCGCCGUCGGCGGCACCGGAGUCUUUGACACCGGGAACUUCCAGAGAAACCUCUCUCUCCAGAUCGACAACUUCUUCGACCAGCUGAAGGAGGGCGUCUUCCCCGGCCCCGACCUCGGGCGGUCGACGGCAGUCGUCUCCAUCGCCGGCAACGACUACCUCUACUUCCAGAACAACGGCGGCAGCUCGGAGGUGAGCUAGAUUUUUAUGGCAAUUCAUUCCAGUCCACUCUCUCUCUCUCUCUCUCUCGCUCGUUGUCAGAAUCGCCCGCCAAUGCAGGCAGUGGUGUAGGUAGAGGAUGAAAACCCAGCCAACCUCCAGCCAUUUAUUGCACCGACGACCUGAGAAAACCGUAACGAAAUAUUAAUGCUCCGCUCACAAGUGCGGCCAAUUCUCUCUCUCUCUCUCUCUCUCUGACUGCCUGUUUGAGAGCAGCAGCCCUGGAUUUUCCGUCAACAUUGUAUUGAACGAGGACGUUAAACGGGGAGCUCUUCUCCGCAGGGUCUGAAGGGUUUCAUCCCGAAAGUGAUCCGGCAGCUGGCUUUAGAUCUCAGGAAGAUCCGCAGGCUUGGCGUGGCUAAGGUAGCGGUGACGAACCUGCAUCCAAUCGGCUGCAUCCCAUCGAUAGCGAGCUCCUUCUCCUACCGAAAAUGCAACGAGACGACGAAUCUCGCCGUGAUGUACCACAACGGGCUGCUCGCCGAGGCGGUAGCGGAGCUGAACAAGAACCCCGGCGGCGCCGCCGAGCCCUUCGUCAUUAUCGACCUCUUCAGCGCUUUCAAAUCGGUGCUGAUCCGAGGCAAGCCACCGCCCCUCCUCAAACGUCCACGUCUAAAUUAUCCUUUCCUCCUCGGCGUUCUCACUCCCCUCCUUUCUUUCUUCCCCGUCUCCGGCAGAUAUGAUGAACUCCAGCGAGGCGCUGAGGCCCUGCUGCGAGGCGGCGAACGGCGGCUUCGGAUGCGGCAGCACCGACGAGAACGGAGCUCCCAAGUACACAGUUUGCAAGGAUCCUGGCUCCAAGUUCUACUGGGACUCCGUCCACCCCUCGCAGGCGGGCUGGGCCGCCGUCGUCUCAUUUCUGGGGAAUUCCCUCCGCAGCCUUCUGCCCUAA